AUGAGUACAAUCAAAAUACCUGUUGGAGAAAAGAAAAUAUUCAAGAAAAUUUAUACUAACUUUUGGAAAAUGAAUGAACGUGAAAAGAUUGUUGCCCCUCAUGACAAAAUUAUUAUUGGGUUUUCAGGAGGAAAAGAUUCAUUUCUUUUAGUCCAUGUCCUUUCAACACUUGGAAAAACUAGUCACUUUCCUCUUGACAUCUUAGUUGUUCAUGUCACUAAUGAGCAAGUUGGAUAUCAACUUAAUAUUGAAGACUCUAAGGCACUUUGUGAAUCUCUAGGAAUACCUUUUAUCACUCUUGAGUCAGAGCCUGUAAGUAGAUUUGAUAUUGAAGAUGCUGAUAAAAACACUACAUUUUGCUUAAACUGUGGAAAAAAUAGAAGAAGAGCAUUAUUAGAAUAUGCAAAAGAACAUGGAUAUACUUCAAUUGCAUUAGGACAUCAUAUGGAUGAUGUUGCUGAAACAUUGUUAAUGAACCAAAUGUUUUGUGGUUGUAUUGCAGGUAUUCCUGCUCAGUUUACCACAGAAAAAUAUGGUGUUAAAUUCAUUAGACCACUUAUUGAAGUUCCAGUAGUUUUUAUUCAAGAAUGGACAAAGUACAUUGAAUUACCACGUUUAAUACGUUGCAAAUAUGAAAAAGAUAGUAUGAGAGGUGAGGUAAGAGAAAUGCUAGAACAUUUUAAAAAGAAUCAUCCUUUUAUUGCUCAUUCUAUUGCUCAAUCUCCUUAUAAUAUAAAGUAUGAAUAUUUAUGA
Entamoeba histolytica HM-1:IMSS is the source of this 753-nucleotide messenger RNA. RefSeq lists its product as uncharacterized. The coding region runs from base 1 to 753 and encodes 250 amino acids. Gene Ontology annotation, biological process: tRNA processing. The transcript has a single exon. Lineage: Eukaryota; Evosea; Mastigamoebida; Endamoebidae. The record is from RefSeq and is a predicted model, not a curated record.